Ornithodoros turicata is the source of this 2979-nucleotide messenger RNA. RefSeq lists its product as uncharacterized. The transcript has a single exon. Bases 1 to 2979 code for a protein of 992 amino acids. The record is from RefSeq and is a predicted model, not a curated record. Gene Ontology annotation, biological process: DNA integration. Gene Ontology annotation, molecular function: nucleic acid binding. NCBI's taxonomy places the organism in Eukaryota, Metazoa, Arthropoda, Arachnida, Ixodida, Argasidae.
AUGCAGACUCCAGCUCCCGUAACCAGAGAAGUAGAAGUCAGAGUCAAUGAUGUUCCUCUGCUAGCAAAGAUUGAUUCUGGCGCUGACGUCACUGUUGUCGGGUCUGGAUUCCCAGGGUUGCCAGACCUUCUUGAACCGCCAGAAACACUGAAAGGACCAAGUGGAACUACGCUCGACGUUCUUGGGAAGUUCAGAGCAGUAAUCCAGUGGAAAAAGAAGACUACAUCCCAAAUGGUAUAUGUCGUACACGGUCUAAGAAAGCCCCUCUUGGGGUUGCCAGCAUUACUUGACUUAGACAUCAUACGAUUUUUGAACGAAGUGGAAGUCGGAGAAGAUCACUGGUCUACUCGCAAGUUUCCCGAGCUGUUCCGAAGUCUAGGCAAAAUUCCCGGGGAAUACGUCAUUCGAUUACAGGAAAACUGUACGCCGUUUGCCAUAGCCGCGCGACGUCGCGUUCCUUUCGCCAUGCGCACUUCGGUUAAGACAGAGCUCGACAAUAUGGAGAAACAAGGUGUUAUACGGAAAAUACACACUCCGACAGAUUGGUGUGCACCAAUCGUUCUUGUGAAGAAGCCAUGGGGGAAAAUCAGGAUCUGUGUUGAUUUGACGAAGCUCAACGAAUGCGUCAAGCGAGAAAGGUUGAUCUUGCCAACCGUUGAAGAGGUCUUGGGCAGCAUUGGCCCCGCCAGGUUUUUCACGAAGCUGGAUGCUAAUUCCGGGUUUUAUCAGAUUAUGCUCUCAGAAAAGAGUCAAGAGUUCACAACUUUCAUAACGCCAUUCGGACGUUAUUGUUUCCAACGUCUUCCCUUCGGGAUCACUUCAGCACCAGAGGUCUUUCAAAGGAAAAUUGCGCAAGUGCUUGACGACUUACCAGGAGUCCUGAACUUAAUGGAUGACAUCCUUAUUUAUGGAGACAACAGAGAACACCACGACCGGAGACUAAAUGCAGUCUUACAGCGCCUGUCUGACAAUAACGUCACCCUGAAUCUCGAGAAAUGCAAAUUCUUUGUGGAGAAGAUUUCGUUCUUGGGAGUUCUCAUUGACCAGCACGGAAUUUACCCCGACCCCAGAAGAGUAGAAGCGUUGACAGCUCUAGAACCUCCUCAAAACGUUUCGGACUUGCGUCGUAUUCUAGGGAUGUUCAACCAUGUUGGAAGAUUCAUCCCUAACAUGUCAACAUCAUCAGCACCUCUGCGCGAACUUCUUGUGAAGAACGUUGACUGGUAUUGGGGAAACGGCCAACAGGAUGCUUUUCAACGUCUAAAGGCCUCCAUCUCUUCUGGAAUUUGUAUGGCCAAGUACAACCCUAAUCUCCCGACGAUACUGUCAGCAGAUGCCUCAUCCUACGGGCUUGGAGCCGUGCUACUGCAAGUCCAGCAACCUGGGGACCGUAAGCCAGUAGCGUACGCGUCGCGAUCACUAAACAGCGCCGAAACUCGUUAUUCCCAAAUGGAGAAAGAGGCUUUAGCCUUAACCUGGGCCGCGGAGAAGUUUGACGAAUAUAUCUGUGGUCUGCGCUGUACCUUCGAAACUGAUCACAAACCACUUGUCUCCCUCCUCGGUCUCCAGCAGCUGGAUCAGCUACCACUAAGAAUUCAGAGGUUUCGGCUGAGACUAAUGAGAUACGAUUACGACGUCACCUAUGUGCCCGGUGCGUCCAUGACAAUAGCCGACGCUCUUUCGCGUUCUCCGCUGAAGGACACCAUGUCAUCUCUUACUGCCGAUGAAGUUUCGGCAUUCGUACGUGGAGGAAUCGAGGCGAUCCCGGACUCCGACAAAUUGCUAGACCAUAUCCGGGAAUUUCAGAAAAAAGAUGAAGUGUGCAGCACACUAAGAGAGUAUUGCAAAACGGGAUGGCCCCCCAAAGGGCGAAUUAACCAGGCACUACGUCCUUAUUACGAACAAAUGGCAAAACUCUCAGUGUGUGAAGACGUCCUACUGUGCGGCCAGCGUAUCGUAAUUCCCAUGUCUCUGCGAGAAGAAAUUCUGGGUGGCAUACACGAGGGACAGCAAGGAAUUUUUAGAUGCAGACAGAAAGCGAAGGAGUCUAUCUGGUGGCCGGGUAUCAGCAAGGAGCUGGCGGACCUUGUUAGAGCCUGUUCCGUCUGCGAGGAGUACAGACUUCAGCCGUCAGAACCCAUGAUCCCAACGGAGACACCUCCCCUCCCAUGGGAAAAGGUCGGAGUGGAUCUAUUUCACGUAGGGGGAAUCGAAUACGUCCUGGCAGUGGACUAUCGGUCCAGAUACCCAGAAGUGCUACCUCUGUCGAAUGAUUGGUCUUCACGAGCUGUCAUUUUACGCUUAAAAAGCAUCUUCGCGAGGCACGGCAUUCCCCGAGAAGUGGUAACGGACAACGGUCCUCAGUUUGCAAGUGAAGAAUUCAGGAACUUUGGACGAUAUUAUGGAUUUAAGCACACCACAUCUAGUCCCUAUUUCCCACAAUCUAAUGGACAAGCGGAAAGAACUGUCAGGACUGUCAAACGCCUCAUUCAAAUGUCCGAGGACCCCUAUCUCGCGUUGCUCAAUUACAGGAAUACACCCGGACCUUCUGGGGAAAGCCCAACACAGCUUCUGAUGGGACGACGCUUGAGGAGCAGGGUACCACUUCUUCCUCAACAGCUGAAGCCUGAUUCUCAGCACUAUGGGUGGAAAGACCGAGGCACCUACGAAAAGAAGAAACAGAAGACGAACUUUGACCGGAGAGAUCGCGCUCAUACUUUGCCGCCUCUUCAGAAGGGGGAAUCCGUCUGGCUACCACAGCUGAAAAUACAAGGAACUGUCGUGGAUACCGAUCGCGCUCCGCGGUCCUAUUGGGUGCAGACUAACAAGGGUCUGCUACGUCGAAACCGCAGACAUCUGAUACGCAGGGCUAACGCCCCUUCAGGAGAGGGGCUCUCACAACAAGAUUCUACGCUGGACAUUGAGGUUCCCGAAACACCGAUUCCUGUGGGGACUGCCAGAGAAGACUUGGAAGGUUAG